Messenger RNA from Myzus persicae (green peach aphid), 282 nucleotides. RefSeq lists its product as uncharacterized. Gene Ontology annotation, biological process: mitochondrial respiratory chain complex III assembly. NCBI's taxonomy places the organism in Eukaryota, Metazoa, Arthropoda, Insecta, Hemiptera, Aphididae. The transcript has a single exon. The record is from RefSeq and is a predicted model, not a curated record. Bases 28 to 201 code for a protein of 57 amino acids.
UGCCAAUAGGUUGAACGAAGAACACUAAUGUCUGGAAAUAUAUCAAUUGCUGCUUAUGUGAAAUUUUCACUUAUGGCCAUGGCCUCUAUGAUGUUAGGAUCACAACUAGUUCAUAACCGAUACAAGCCACUGGAUGAUUUAGAAGAUUAUGUUGAAAAAGAAAUAGAAAAACUUAAAGCUGCCAAGGAAUUAAAAGAAUAAUGGAUUUUUUGAUUAGUGGACAUUUUGUUAUCAUUAUUUACCUAUGUUAGAGAGAAUAAACUAAAAAUAUUUCUAAAAAAU